AUGAUACCUUUUUCUCUUCGUCUUUUCGGGAUUUUAAGCCUGUUAUUCUCCGUUCACGCUGUUGAUCUCACUGGCCGUGUACAAUGGAAUGACGUGUGCCCAGGUCUACUUGAGCUAGGACCGUCGAAAGUAGUACUCGAUAAUGGACGACGGAGCGGAGGUGUGGUUCGGGAUGGUUCUUUCACGAUACAUGAUGUCCCGACUGGAACCUAUAUUCUCUCCGUAUUAACGCAUGAUUUUGUCUUUGACCAGCUGCGAAUAGAUGUCCUUCAGGAUGCCACUGUAGAGGCACGACCGUAUCCCCCUGGGACGUCAUUAAACCCGCCUGUUCCAAACCGCCUGUCGUAUCCGUUGACUCUUACUCCACGAACGAAGCACAAGUAUUUUGUGCCGCCCGAUUCAUUCAACAUGCUUGGCAUGCUCAAGAGUCCUAUGGUAUUGAUGAUGGUCUUUACCGGCGUGAUGGUAUUGGCUAUGCCUUACCUUAUGAAAAACAUGGACCCUGAAUCAUUGGAAGACUUCAAGGAGCAGCAGGCCAAAAUGGCCAAGAUGCAAAGUGCCAUGACGAAUGGCGACUUCAAAUCCGGCUUCUCCGCGUUGUUGUCUGCGGGUGAUGAAGCACCGAAGGAGACCCAGCCAUCUUCCACUCCAACUGGUUCAUCCAAGGGUUCGCAAGGCAGUAAAGCCCGCGGAAAGAAACGGAGAUAG
Messenger RNA from Desarmillaria tabescens, 708 nucleotides. RefSeq lists its product as uncharacterized. The coding region runs from base 1 to 708 and encodes 235 amino acids. Lineage: Eukaryota; Fungi; Basidiomycota; Agaricomycetes; Agaricales; Physalacriaceae. The record is from RefSeq and is a predicted model, not a curated record. Gene Ontology annotation, cellular component: EMC complex. The transcript is spliced from 7 exons.